Drosophila novamexicana is the source of this 1421-nucleotide messenger RNA. Its product is annotated as retinoid-inducible serine carboxypeptidase. NCBI's taxonomy places the organism in Eukaryota, Metazoa, Arthropoda, Insecta, Diptera, Drosophilidae. The coding region runs from base 48 to 1382 and encodes 444 amino acids. The transcript is spliced from 4 exons. Gene Ontology annotation, molecular function: serine-type carboxypeptidase activity. The record is from RefSeq and is a predicted model, not a curated record. Gene Ontology annotation, biological process: proteolysis.
CCCAGCUGUACGGUCGACUUGGCUUGAGGUGCUCCAACUAGUGCAAAAUGUGUCGUCUCCUAAUCAGCUUUGUGGUGCUCUUAGGGGUCUGCGGGCUCGGUGCGGUGAGCGCCCGCGCAGGCUAUGGUCCUGGCGAGCAGGACUGGGGCUUUGUGGAUGUGCGCACGGGCGCCCACAUGUUCUACUGGCUAUACUACACCAGCGCCAAUGUAUCCAGCUAUACGGAACGUCCCUUGGCCAUUUGGCUGCAAGGUGGACCGGGUGCCUCGUCGACGGGCUAUGGCAACUUUGAGGAGCUGGGACCCUUGCAACUGGAUGGCAGCUACCGGGAGUGGACCUGGGUCAAGGACAUGAAUGUCAUAUUUAUUGACAAUCCCGUGGGCAGUGGCUUUAGCUAUGUGGAUGGCUCCUCCUAUUACACCACGACCAACAAGCAGAUCGCUUUGGAUCUGGUAGAGUUCAUGAAGGGCUUCUAUGCGCUGCAUCCGGAGUUUAAGAAAGUUCCUUUGCACAUCUUCUGUGAGAGCUACGGUGGCAAAAUGGCGCCCGAGUUUGCCCUGGAGCUGUACUACUCGAUACAGCGCGGCGAGAUCGAGAGCAACCUGCAGUCGGUGGCCUUGGGUGAUCCCUGGACAUCGCCCAUUGACUCAGUACUUGCGUGGGCGCCAUUCCUGCUGCAGCUGGGCAUUGUUGACCAGGACGGUCACGACAAGAUCGAAGCUUCGGCACUGAAGACCAAACAGAAUGUCGACAACGGGAAAUGGACACAGGCCACAUUGCAAUGGAGCUCCACGCAGUCGGUGGUGCUGCGCGAAUCAAAGGGCGUCGAUUUCUACAAUGUGGAGAAGCCCACACGCGGUGACCAGUACUUGAGGCAGCUGAGCAGCAUGAGCUCGGAAGAGCGCAUGUACCGCACCCUGGUGCACUUCGACAUUGAUGAGGAUCGCGAUCAACUGCUCGAGGAUCUGAUGCGAGGACCCGUAACAACUGCGCUCAACAUUACCACGGGCAUUAAGUGGGGCGCCCAGAGCAGCACGACCUUCAGCAAGCUGAUGGGCGACUUUAUGAAGCCAGCUGUACAUAUUGUUGAGGAGCUGCUCAACAAUUCUACGGUCAAAGUGGGCGUCUUUUCGGGUGGCCUGGACUUGAUAUGCGCCACACCCGGCGCCGUCAAUUGGAUUGCCAACAUGGAGUGGAACGACAAGAAUAGCUAUUUGCAGAAUCCACGCGUGGGCAUCAAUGUGGAUCGCGUGCUGGAGGGAUACGAGAAGACGGCCGGCAAUUUCAGCAUGUUCUGGGUGAACCGGGCCGGACAUAUGGUGCCUGCUGACAAUCCCGCAGCCAUGUCAUAUAUUCUGCAGCACUAUACAAACUUUGGCUAGGGGGAACAUUAGCCAAAAAUGUACCACAAAUAAAACAAA